This is a messenger RNA of Platichthys flesus (European flounder), 4616 nucleotides long. RefSeq names its product potassium voltage-gated channel subfamily H member 6-like. Gene Ontology annotation, cellular component: membrane. Bases 1 to 3591 code for a protein of 1196 amino acids. Gene Ontology annotation, biological process: membrane repolarization during action potential; regulation of ventricular cardiac muscle cell membrane repolarization; regulation of heart rate by cardiac conduction. The record is from RefSeq and is a predicted model, not a curated record. NCBI's taxonomy places the organism in Eukaryota, Metazoa, Chordata, Actinopteri, Pleuronectiformes, Pleuronectidae. The transcript has 21 exons. Gene Ontology annotation, molecular function: inward rectifier potassium channel activity.
AUGCCGGUAAGACGAGGCCACGUGGCUCCGCAGAACACCUUCUUGGAUACCAUCAUACGCAAGUUCGAGGAACAGAAUAGAAAGUUUAUCAUCGCCAAUGCACAGGUGGAGAACUGUGCGAUUAUAUUCUGUAAUGACGCCUUCUGUGGGAUGUGUGGUUAUACCCGGGCAGAGGUGAUGCAGAAGUCCUGCACCUGCAGCUUCCUGUAUGGACCUCACACCAGGAGACCAGCGAUGGCCCAGAUGGCUAAAGCUCUGCUGGGAGCAGAGGAGAGGAAGGUGGAGAUUUCACUUUACACUAAAGAAGGAGUGUGUUUAAACUGUGAAAUAGACGUGGUUCCAUUGAAGAAUGAAGACGGACUGGUCAUAAUGUUCAUCCUCAACUUUGAGCUUCCCACUGACCCCAGACCAGCCAACAGCUCACCAGCCAGAGAGCUCAGCAGAGUUCUGCACUUCCCCUGGCUGGCUGUGGAUUGGCGGCAGCGUCUGCACCUUUUCCUCCGCUCCCUCACCUCCACUUCAGGUGCCCUGUCCCACGACACAGAGCUGGGUUCUCCUCAUGCUGACCUCCCUCCCUUUGGUCAUGAAUCUGUGGCCCUGGACAAACUGCUGGCCCUCCCUCAGAGGCAGCAGCUGGAGGAGGCUGAGCUAAUGCUGAGGGAUAAAGAAGAUGCGGAGGAUAAUGAGGAGGAACAAAUAGGAGGAGCAGGGAGAGGAGGAGAGAGGGAUGGCAUGGAGGCACCCAGGCGAAGUAGUGAGGGAGACAGAAAGAGAAGAGAGGGAGGGGAUGAUGAUGUUCUUCUGGUGGACACAAGAACAGGAGGCGGAGGAGGAGGAGGAGGAGGAGGAGGAGGAGGGGGAGGGAGGAGAGGGGGGGUACUUCACACUGGUCGGCCCCCAUCUCCAACAUCAGCCCAGCCAUCGACAGCCCUGCACCUUACCUCCACUCAUGCUGUGCCAAGGAAAGCGCAGAGAAGGAGAGGCCAGGGUGAAGAUGGAAUCCACCCUCCGUCCAGUAGCUUUGAGGGCCAAUGUGGUACUUUAAAACAUUCCUCAUCGGUGGACGAUAUCAAGAGUGGGCAGAGUUACUGGGAAAAGAGGCUGCAGCUGAGGAACAGCUGUACAGCUCGUAUGGUAACCGGCAGAAAGAACAGUGGGCCAGUUGGGACAUCAGACACUGAUUUGCGUUGCCGAACCAGCAGCCAGCAGAUGACCCAAAUCCCUCUGGCCCACUUACCUCCUGGUGAAAUCAGACCUCCUUGCAAACUGAUCGACAGAACGCACCAUGUCACUGAGAAGGUCACUCAGGUCCUGUCUCUGGGGGCUGAUGUGUUGCCAGAGUAUAAACUGCAGACUCCCAGGAUCCACAAGUGGACCAUCCUUCACUACAGUCCAUUCAAAGCUGUGUGGGACUGGGUGGUUCUGCUCUUAGUGAUUUACACAGCAAUUUUCACCCCUUACUCAGCUACAUUUCUACUGAGUGACCAGGAGGAAGCAGCCAUGCAGACCUGUGGUUACUCAUGUUCCCCCCUCAAUGCGGUGGAUCUUGUUGUGGACAUCAUGUUCAUCGUGGACAUCAUUAUCAACUUCAGGACCACAUAUGUUAACUCCAAUGAUGAGGUGGUGAGCCAGUCCUCUCGGAUUGCUGUCUACUACUUCAAGGGCUGGUUCCUUAUUGACAUGGUGGCAGCCAUUCCCUUCGAUCUCCUCAUCUACCGCUCAGGAGAGGACACGGUCAGGGGAGGUGGAGAAGGCGAGACCACCACCCUGAUUGGUUUACUGAAGACAGCUCGGUUACUUCGAUUGGUUCGUGUAGCCAGGAAGUUGGAUCGGUACUCUGAGUAUGGUGCAGCAGUCCUCUUCCUCCUUAUGUGCACCUUUGCCCUCAUCGCACACUGGCUGGCCUGUAUCUGGUAUGCCAUAGGAAAUGUGGAGCGGUCAACCUCAGUUGGGAUUGGUUGGUUGGACAAUCUGGGUGAGCAGCUGGGGAAACCGUACAAUGACUCCAUCCUGGCGUCGGGUCCAUCCAUUAGAGACAAAUAUGUCACGGCUCUGUACUUCACCUUCAGUAGUCUGACCAGUGUGGGCUUCGGGAACGUCUCCCCAAACACCAACUCUGAGAAGAUCUUCUCCAUCUGUGUCAUGCUCAUUGGCGCUUUGAUGUACGCCAGUAUUUUUGGUAACGUGUCAGCCAUUAUCCAGCGGCUUUACUCUGGUACGGCGCGCUACCAUGCCCAGAUGAUGAGGGUUCGAGAGUUCAUCCGUUUCCACCAGAUCCCUAACCCUCUAAGGCAGCGGCUGGAGGAGUACUUCCAACAUGCCUGGUCUUACACUAAUGGAAUUGAUAUGAAUGCUGUAUUAAAAGGGUUCCCAGAGUGUCUCCAGGCAGAUAUUUGUCUCCACCUCAACAGGUCACUGCUGCAGAACUGCAACGCUUUCAAAGGAUCCACAAAGGGCUGUCUGAGGGCCCUGGCCAUGAGGUUUAAGACCACCCACGCUCCUCCAGGUGACACCCUGGUCCAUGCUGGCGACCUGAUCUCAGAUCUGUACUUCAUUUCCAGAGGGUCGAUAGAGAUCGUCAAAGGAGACGUGGUGGUGGCUAUACUGGGUAAGAAUGAUAUCUUUGGGGAGCCCAUCAAUUUGGAUGCUUUGCCAGGAAAAUCCAGUGCUGAUGUCAGAGCUCUGACCUACUGUGACCUGCACAAGAUAAACAGAGAGGAUAUGUUGGAGGUCAUGGACAUGUAUCCUGAGUUUUGUGAAUAUUUCUGGUCCAACUUGGAGAUCACCUUCAAUCUCAGAGACGUGUUUAAUGAAGCUGUGGGUCUUCUGAGUAGACACAACUCAGACCGUGAGGGCUUCAGUCGGCCCCAGAGGAAACACUCAGGUGUCACCAUCUCAGCAAAGAGACAGAAAUCUGCCUUCGGAUGUGGAAGACAACUCAGUAACUUGGAGCACUGUGACGGCCAUGAUCAUAAACAUACACUAUAUGGCUCUGUGUUCUCCAGUGAGGAUGAAGUGGAGGAGUUAGAUGGGACCAGUCCUCAGACGUGUGUCACCACCAGGCGCAGAUCGACUGACGCGUUUCCAGGAGUGUCCAGCAUCUUCACGUUCUUGAGCUCGGAGAGUCGAGUGGAACACCCGUACCAGGAAGUGCCCUGCUCCCACAGCCUCACCUCACCGCCUUCUCAGCCUCCCCCUCACAAGCUUCUUUACCUGCCCUCCUCCCCCUCCCACUGUCCCUCCAGCCCUCCUAUUCCUCCUACCGCCAUCAUCUCUGGGAGGCAGAGAGUGGAGCUGGAGAAAAGGUUAGAUGGUUUGCAGCGACAGAUAACCAGGUUGGAGUCUUGUAUGUCAGCAGACAUCAGGACCAUUAUGCAGCUGCUUCAAAAGCAGACACCAGCAAUCCCACCUUCCUACAGCACCCUGACGUCAUCUCCGAACGCAGCGUCCUCCCCCAUCCUGUCCCACACUGUCCCCUCCCCAUCUGGUGCCCCAAUCCCUGUCUUCCCCACCGACGAGUCACCAUCCGGGCCAAAUGAAAACCAAGAUCAAGUCCUGCAGGAACUUCCGGAAUCUGAUUCCAUCAAUUGAGGUUCCACUGUGUAUCUCACCUCGUCACCCCCUCACACCCAUGGCUCACACUUUAACACGUCUUAAUAUUAGUCAUCAUUUUUCUCUCCCUGUUUUACACCUCCAUCUCUCCCCAUAAUCCUCAAAACUCCAUCCUGUCUUCCUCCUUGCUCCUUACCCAGAUAGGUAUGUCAGUGUGCGUCUGUAAUCCUCACCCUCGCCUCCCUCUUCUGUCUCACAGAUACUGUUAACUUAAAGCAAAUCAAAUAAAACUCUGAACAUUCACAGAAUAAUUUGGUUUAGAAAAUACAUAUAUAAGAAAGUUGCACAUAGUUGAAUUGUGAACCAGGCAGUAUGAAUAAUGAACAAAAUACAGUCAAUCAAAUCAUGAGAUGCCAUUUUUUUCGAACUUAUUAUUAUUUCCUCAGACUCCUGACAGAAGACUGGAAGCAAAUGUUACUAUGUAGUGUAGGAGUUGGUGGUUGAGCACACAGCUGCACACAUGCAUAUUUGUUUUCAAGCCGACAGAGAAGAUCCUGCAACCUCACUGCUGCCAGCUCCUAUAAAGGACUGGCAUCUGAAGGGGAACCUUCCUGAUGGGUAACAUCGGGCCUGCAAGCAAAUUGUAAAUAGAAAGUGAGAUAUUAAUGGGCAUGAUAUGUAAUGUUAUUAAUAGUAGAAGCACCUGUUAUUAAUUAUCUUAAUAAAAAAAGUGGAGUCAGCAGUUUAUGCAGUGGUGGUUAGCUCUCUGGACUAUAGAUAUGUGGUUUUAUUGACAACAAAAUGUUUAAUAAAGAGUAAGUAGAGCAGAUAACAGCUCUCCAUUAUUAUGUCUCAAUAUGGCUUAGCAGACAGAUAACAUAUACAAGUUCACUGUAUAUUAGCAGCAGAAAGCCUUUUUAUUUGUGUUGCCUAUUUGCAUUGACUGGAAAAUGUGUGUGAAUAAAGCUGACAUGAUGAAAUGUAACAAUAGAAAUGCCUGUAUGUUUUAGUGGUGCCAUCAGAGUGAUGUAUUCAAAGCCACGUGUCAUAGUAGAAGGUCGUAA